AACUCGCUCACCCCCAACUCCUAUUCGGCCUCCCCCAGGAAGGAGAGAGAAGGCUGGAAGCAGGAGGAGCUAGCCCGGGGCAGCCUCCCUCCUCCCUCUCCACCCCAAAGGCAGGAAUUUCUGGGACGGGCAGAUGGUCCACCCCCUCUUCCUCCUCCUGCUCCAAGCCGCAAAGGGAGAACCUCCGCGACUUUUCCGUCUUCCAACCAGAGUGUCCCCCCCACCGUGGCGACAGGGGUGACUGACGAAGUGGGUCUCGGGGACGCAGGGGUGGCGAGGCCGCCGGGGAAGGGUGGAGCGCGGAGGAGGCUGCGGUCCUGCCCUCCCCCACCCCACCCACCGCAGGGCUGGGCGCUGGGGCUGCGGCGCUGGCCCCCCGCGGGCGCUACCCCCGGAGACCGGCGGGCCGAGUGGUUAGCCAUGCCGCUGCUGUCGCUGUCGCUGCCUCUGCUGCUGCUGCAGGUACCGGCGGGCUCCGCCGAGACCGCGGCGGGGGCAGCCGCCCCCGAGCGGCUCCGCGAGUGGCAAGAUAAAGGAAUCUUCAUUAUCCAAAGUGAGAACCUUGAGAAAUGUAUUCAAGCCAGCAAGUCUACACUGACCCUGGAGAACUGCAAACCACCCAACAAGUACAUGCUGUGGAAGUGGGUUUCAAACCACCGCCUAUUUAACAUCGGAGGCAGUGGCUGCCUGGGCCUGAAUGUGUCUAGUCCAGAGCAGCCACUGAGCAUAUAUGAGUGUGAUUCCACCUACAUUUCCUUGAAGUGGCACUGUAACAAGAAGACGAUCACAGGCCCACUCCAGUACAUGGUCCAGGUGAAGCAGGACAACACACUUGUGGCCUCAAGGAAAUAUCUCCAUAAGUGGGUUUCCUAUAUGUCCGGUGGUGGAAGCAUUUGUGACUAUCUGCACAAAGAUUUGUACACAAUCAAAGGGAAUGCCCACGGGACUCCAUGCAUGUUUCCCUUCCAGUACAAUCAGCAGUGGCAUCACGAAUGUACCCGGGAAGGGCGGGAAGACAACUUACUGUGGUGUGCCACGACCAGCCGAUACGAAAGAGACGAGAAGUGGGGAUUUUGCCCAGAUCCUACAUCCACAGAGGUGGGCUGUGAUGCAGUCUGGGAGAAGGAUCUCCAUUCACGCAUUUGCUACCAAUUCAACAUGCUUUCCUCCCUCUCCUGGAGUGAGGCUCAUUCUUCAUGCCAGAUGCAAGGAGGUGCUUUAUUAAGUAUUGCAGAUGAGACUGAAGAAAAUUUCGUAAGGAAGCACUUGGGCAGUGAAGCAGUGGAAGUAUGGAUGGGUCUGAAUCAGCUGGAUGAAGAUGCUGGCUGGCAGUGGUCUGAUAGAACACCACUCAACUAUCUGAACUGGAACCCAGAAAUAAAUUUUGAGCCAUUUGUUGAAUAUCACUGUGGAACAUUUAAUGCAUUUAUGCCAAAGGCCUGGAAAAGUCGGGAUUGUGAGUCUACCUUGCCCUACGUGUGUAAAAAAUAUCUAAAUCCCACUGAUCAUGGACUAGUUGAAAAUGAUGCUUGGAAAUAUUAUGCUACACACUGUGAGCCUGGCUGGAAUCCCCACAAUCGUAAUUGCUAUAAGCUUGAGAAAGAAAAAAAGACCUGGAAUGAGGCUUUGCAGUCUUGCCAGUCCAACAACAGUGCAUUAAUAGACAUAACUUCGUUAGCAGAAGUGGAGUUUCUUGUAACCCUCCUUGGAGAUGAAAAUGCAUCAGAAACAUGGAUUGGUUUGAGCAGCCAUAAAAUUCCAGUUUCCUUUGAAUGGUCUAAUGGCUCCUCGGUCACCUUCACUAAUUGGCACACACUUGAGCCCCACAUUUUUCCAAAUAGAAGCCAGUUGUGUGUCUCAGCAGAGCAAUCUGAGGGACACUGGAAAGUCAAAAAUUGCGAAGAAACACUUUUUUACCUUUGUAAGAAAGCAGGCCUUGUCCUUUCUGACACUGAAUCAGGCUGUCAAAAGGCAUGGGAGAGACAUGGUAAAUUCUGUUACAAAAUCGACACCGUCCUUCGAAGCUUUGACCAUGCCUCCAGUGGUUACUACUGUCCUCCUGCGCUUAUAACCAUUACAAGCAGGUUUGAACAGGCUUUUAUUACCAGUUUGAUCAGUAGUGUGGUAAAAACGAAGGACACUUAUUUUUGGAUCGCUCUUCAAGAUCAAAAUAAUACAGGAGAAUACACUUGGAAGACGGCAGGGCAGAAAUUGGAGCCGGUGAAGUACACACACUGGAACACACAUCAACCCCGCUACAGUGGUGGCUGUGUUGUCAUGCGAGGGAGGAGCCACCCUGGUCGCUGGGAAGUGAAGGACUGUAGACACUUUAAGGCGAUGUCCCUGUGCAAGCAACCAGUGGAAAAUCGGGAGAAAACCAAGCAAGAAGAAGGAUGGCCCUUUCACCCCUGCUAUUUGGAUUGGGAGUCAGAGCCUGGCCUGGCCAGUUGCUUCAAGGUAUUUCAUAGUGAAAAAGUCCUGAUGAGAAGAACAUGGAGAGAAGCUGAAGAAUUUUGUGAAGAAUUUGGAGCUCAUCUUGCAAGCUUUGCCCAUAUUGAGGAAGAGAAUUUUGUGAAUGAGCUUUUAUAUUCAAAAUUCAAUCGGACAGAAGAAAGGCAGUUCUGGAUUGGAUUUAAUAAAAGAAACCCACUGAAUGCUGGUUCUUGGGAAUGGUCUGAUGGAACUCCUGUUGUCUCUUCAUUUUUAGACAAUUCUUAUUUUGGAGAAGAUGCAAGAAAUUGUGCUGUUUAUAAGGCAAAUAAAACAUUGCUACCCUCAUACUGUGGUUCCAAACGUGAAUGGAUAUGCAAAAUUCCAAGAGAUGUGAGACCCAAGGUUCCGCCCUGGUAUCAGUAUGAUGCACCCUGGCUCUUUUAUCAGGAUGCAGAGUACCUUUUUCAUAUUUCUGCCUCAGAAUGGUCCUCCUUUGAGUUUGUCUGUGGCUGGCUGCGCAGUGAUAUUCUCACUAUUCAUUCUGCACAUGAACAAGAAUUCAUCCACAGCAAAAUAAGAGCGCUAUCAAAGUAUGGUGUAAAUUGGUGGAUUGGACUUCGAGAAGAAAGAGCCAAUGAUGAAUUUCGUUGGAGAGAUGGAUCACCAGUAACAUAUCAGAACUGGGACAGAGGAAAAGAAAGACCUAUGGGCCGUAAUGAGAGCCAGAGGUGUGGCUUCAUUUCAUCCAUAACAGGUCUCUGGGCUAGUGAAGAGUGUUCAAUUUCUAUGCCUAGCAUCUGUAAGCGAAAAAAGGUUUGGGUCAUAGAAAAAAAGAAAGAUAUUCCAAAACAACAUGGAACAUGUCCCAAAGGAUGGUUAUAUUUUGACUAUAAGUGCCUUUUGCUGAAAAUCCCUGAAGGCCCAAGUGACUGGAAGAACUGGACAUCUGCUCAAGAGUUUUGUGUUGAAGAAGGGGGGACACUGGUCGCCAUUGAAAAUGAGGUGGAACAAGCUUUCAUUACCAUGAACCUUUUUGGCCAUACCACUAAUGUGUGGAUAGGGUUACAAAAUGAUGAUUAUGAAAAAUGGCUAAAUGGAAGGCCUGUGUCAUAUUCUAAUUGGUCUCCAUUUGAUACAGUAAAUAUUCCAAAUCACAACACCACUGAAGUUCAAAAACGCAUUCCUCUCUGUGGCUUGCUGUCAAAUAAUCCUAAUUUUCAUUUCACUGGAAAAUGGUAUUUUGAAGACUGUAGAGAAGGUUAUGGGUUUGUUUGUGAAAAAAUGCAGGAUGCUUCUGGACACAGUAUAAAUACAUCUGAUAUGUAUCCAAUCCCUAAUACCUUAGAAUAUGGAAACAGAACUUACAAAAUAAUUAAUGCAAAUAUGACUUGGUAUACAGCACUAAAAACCUGCCUGAUGCAUGGAGCAGAACUGGCCAGCAUUACAGACCAGUACCACCAGUCUUUCCUCACUGUUAUCCUUAACCGAGUAGGAUAUGCCCACUGGAUUGGACUGUUCACUGAAGAUAACGGUCUUAGUUUUGACUGGUCAGAUGGCACCAAAUCCUCCUUCACUUUUUGGAAAGACGAUGAAUCAUCCUUCCUUGGUGACUGUGUUUUUGCUGACACCAGAGGACGCUGGAGUAGCACAGCCUGUGAGUCAUAUCUGCAAGGAGCCAUUUGUCAAGUGCCCACUGAAACAAGACUGUCUGGACACCUAGAGUUGUGCUCAGAAACAUCAAUUCCCUGGAUAAAAUUCAAAAGUAAUUGCUACAGUUUUUCUACAGUCCUAGACAGCACAAGUUUUGAGGCUGCUCAUGAAUUUUGCAAAAAGAAAGGCUCUAAUCUUUUAACAAUCAAAGAUGAAGCUGAAAACUCUUUUCUCCUAGAAGAGCUUUCAGCUUUCCGUUCUUCAGUCCAAAUGAUUUGGCUGAAUGCUCGGUUUGAUGGUGACAAUGAAACCAUAAAGUGGUUUGAUGGAACUCCCACAGAUCUAUCAAACUGGGGUAUUCGGAAGCCAGAGGUGGGCCACUUCAAACCCCAUCUGUGUGUUGCCCUGAGGAUUCCUGAAGGAGUGUGGCAAUUAUCCUCAUGUCAAGACAAAAAAGGAUUUAUAUGUAAAAUGGAAGCAGGACCAAGUCACAGCAUUAUACCUCUUACAGUAGCACUGACACUGAUGGUAAUUCUGGCAAUUUCCACACUUUCCUUCUGCAUAUACAAGCACAGUAACGUUAUCUUCAGGAGACUUGCUCAGUUUAGAAAUCCUUACUAUCCUUCAGCCAACUUUAGUACAGUACAUUUGGAAGAAAAUAUUCUCAUUUCUGAUCUUGAGAAGAAUGACCAAUAAUAAUGAAGUGAGAGAACAUCACGGCGGUGAGGAUGAGCAAAGAAGAGUAUUUUUCUUUACAGACCAGAUGCCACUAUAAUGUGAAUCAUGUCACCAUCUUAGUUAUUCUGAAAAUGACUACUGGUUUUGAAUUGUAACCAAAUCAGAUAGGUGUUCAUUUAUUUAUUUCCUCAAACUGUGAUCUAUUCUUAAAAGGGGGAAAUUUUACAGUGCUUAUUAUUCAGAAAACAAGAACUAAUAAAAGAAACUCCCAAAUGAGACCCCUCAAA
Messenger RNA from Dama dama (fallow deer), 5048 nucleotides. It is a transcript of the gene PLA2R1, whose product is annotated as phospholipase A2 receptor 1. Lineage: Eukaryota; Metazoa; Chordata; Mammalia; Artiodactyla; Cervidae. Gene Ontology annotation, cellular component: plasma membrane; signaling receptor complex. The transcript has 29 exons. The record is from RefSeq and is a predicted model, not a curated record. Gene Ontology annotation, molecular function: signaling receptor activity. The coding region runs from base 421 to 4779 and encodes 1452 amino acids.